CACUGUCACCAUCACCAUCACUACCGUCAUCACCACCACCACCAUCAUCAACAUCAUCAUCAUCGUCUGCCUCAGAACCCGAUUUGACGGGACCAUGGAUGGAAGUCAUUAUCAAGCUCCAAUAUAUCGCCAUCAUCACGCACUGGACGUUGGUGUUUGGACCCAUCGUCUUCAUCAAGAUACUGAUGCUUGCCGCCCUCGCCUACUUUGCCUACAUCGUCCUCGCUACCAAACGACCCAUGGCGUCUCUACCCAAGAUGUUUCAAGAUGAAAAGGGUGCUAAGAAGGCCCACUACGACGUCGCCAUCGUAGGAGCUGGACCCGCCGGGUCUACUCUGGCCUACUACCUUGCCAAGUCUGGCCGCAAGGUCCUGCUCCUCGAGAAGAAGAAGUUCCCGAGGGACAAAUACUGCGGCGAUGCGGUCUGCAAGACUGCGGUAGAGAUCCUGAUGGAUAUGGGUAUCUACGAGGAUCUUAUCAACCAGAAGAAAGCUCAUGUGGCAGACAGCGGAGGUCUGGUCAGUCCAGGUGGGCUGAGUUACAUAGGGGAGAGUCUCGAGAUCAUGGGAGAUGUCCCAGCAGCCAUUGCGUGUAAGAGACUCCAUCUAGACAACGCUAUCGCCAUGGCAGCCAAAAAAGCUGGGGCGGAUUUGAAGGAGAACAGCUCCGUGUCUGCUGCCACGCUCGAUAAAUCAACGGGACUGUGGACUCUGUUCCUGGAGGGUGGGGUGCAGCAGACGUACCAGGCCCGCGUUCUGGCGUGCUGCGACGGCGCCCCAUCCGCCCUGGCCACCAAGCUGGGGAUCGUCCGUACCCCGCCCCAGGGGUCGUGUUCCAGGGCCUACGUGGAGCCGGGGACACACAAGUUCAAAGCCGACGGGGUGGUGAUUUACAACAAAGACAUGCUUCCAGGCUAUUCUGCCCUAUUCCGCCAUCCCAACGAUGAGCUGAAUUACUGCGUGUACAUCAUCCCUGGUAAUCCUCAGGUUGGCAACGAUGACCUGCCCUAUUGGCAUGACAACAUCAUGAAGAAUGACCCCUAUGUCAGCAGGGCACUGGGUGACAAGGCCAAGGUUGAAAGGAUGAAAGUCGCUAGUCUCCGUUUUGGUGGUGUACCCCGUUCCUAUGGCAACCAGGUUAUCCUUGUCGGAGAUUCAGCUGGUAUGAUUGACCCUAUGACAGGGGAGGGCAUUCAUCUUGCCAUGGACGGCGGUCGCUUAGCAGCAGGCUUCUUGGAAGAGGUCCUCACUCAUGGGAACGUAUCCAGGGAGGCAAUGGAGAUGUAUCAUGAGCGCUGGAUGGACAAGUUCGGAAACGAUUUCGCAUGGUCGUCACGUAUCAGUUACCUCCAGUACAAGUUCCCCAUUCUCAUAGAUGCCGCUACAGCAGCGAUCCAACGCAAAGGUGAUGCUUUCAUGGCUAAAUGGGCGGACAUCAUGACAGGUCGGGUGCCAAAGGUCAACCUUCUCUUGCCGGACUUCGUCAUCGUCGUCGGGUACGAGCUCGCCGCCAUCCAGUUUCGACGGUUGCAUGGCUUUGCAUCGGAACGGUUGCGCGGCUUUGCAUCGAGACUAAAAAGCGAGGAGGAGGAGGAGGAGAAUGCAAAACAAAAGGAGGAGUGAAAAACACAAAGAUGAAAGUCAAAGGAAGAUACCUUUGGAUAGUUUUGAAUUAUCUUAAGAAGGAUGUGUAAUUAAAUCACAAAGGAAAGAAUGAGAUGUCCAAGGAAGGUACACUAGGUAUAUCUUCAUCAGCUCGAGAUUGCCAAAUAACCUGCUAUUUUUUAUUUCUGAUUUGGGAAAUAAGCCCAAAAUUUACAAAUAACGUCCUCAUCAGCUCGAGACUUCAGACAAAUAGCAGGAUAAUUUACAAACUAUCCCAAAAUAUCUUUGGAUGAUUAUCUCGACCAAAUAUCCCGCUAAUUGCAACUGAGGGCUGAUGAAGAUGCAAAUUAGCUGGAUAAUUUGCGAUCGGGAUAGUUAAAAUAGCAGGUUAUUUGGCAAUCUCGAGCUGAUGAGGACAGGCCUUUUGUAAUGUUUUGGGCAAUCAUUGAAUGAGUAACUGCUACUAGAUAUUGUCUGUUUGGAGCCAGAAGGGCAUUAACUCAUAUCAAUUUACAACAACUUAAGUCCCCUGUGGCGUGUAUGUGUGUCAUUAGGUUUUUACAGACGUGCAUCAAUCAGAUGCUUUGCUCCAAACAAACGACAUUUUAUAUAUCGAGAGGAAAGAGAAGAAAAAUGAAUGCAGUACGAAAAAAAUAAGUCGCAAAGUAUUAGCUUAAAUAGUUUAGGAUAUAAGACGGGUGGAAAACCACAAAGGAAAGUAUAUAUGAUAGUGGGAUAUAAAUUAUUAUGAUAGGUUGGAAUGAUCACUGAACUUGUAUUUGGAGCAAGACAUAUUGGAAUAAAGCAGAGAAAGGAUAUAUUUUUGAAAGUUGAAUUUAUUAAAUUGAGCAAAGGGAUAUAGUAAAACGAGAGUACGUAAGAAAGUUUGAAAAAAGGACCAAGUAAGAAAGAUAACAGAAUGUCAUGGGAUGGUUUAGAAAUCAUGGAAUAUGUACGAUUUGUUACAAAUUAUAAAUUUAUAUUAGGAGAAUAUUUUACAAAGUGGAUGGCUUAUAUACGUUUUGAUGCAGAGAAUUUGACAGUAAUCCAGCUAAGUUUAUAAAU
Messenger RNA from Strongylocentrotus purpuratus (purple sea urchin), 2669 nucleotides. RefSeq names its product conditioned medium factor receptor 1. NCBI's taxonomy places the organism in Eukaryota, Metazoa, Echinodermata, Echinoidea, Camarodonta, Strongylocentrotidae. Bases 99 to 1622 code for a protein of 507 amino acids. The transcript is spliced from 9 exons. Gene Ontology annotation, molecular function: oxidoreductase activity, acting on the CH-CH group of donors, NAD or NADP as acceptor; FAD binding. The record is from RefSeq and is a predicted model, not a curated record.